AUGGGGAUUUUUCCCGUUAAAAUAUUACGCGAACGUAUUUCGGCGUUAUUAAUGCUAUCGGUGGUUAUAGCGGCGGCCGCGUACGGUAUUUCGUUAUAUUAUACGCCGUUGUUUUUUGCGUUUACGCAAAACGUAACCCCGCUCGAAACUGGGUUGGACCUUAUACCGUUUAUCGGGAAUUUUAUCGGUAUUAUAAUUAUCGCCAACAUUUUACUAUCGCGGUUUAGGUUAUACGCGCCGCUGUGUAUCGUAUUUAAGGCGGUGGCCGCGGGGGAUGCAGUUAAAAAAGGCGAUUAUAUUACGGCGUUUAUAACGCUGCAAAUAUUAAACGUUACGCUAUUUAUUUUUGUAAACGACGCGUUAAAGUUUUAA
This is a messenger RNA of Pyricularia pennisetigena, 372 nucleotides long. RefSeq lists its product as uncharacterized. The record is from RefSeq and is a predicted model, not a curated record. Bases 1 to 372 code for a protein of 123 amino acids. Gene Ontology annotation, biological process: transmembrane transport. NCBI's taxonomy places the organism in Eukaryota, Fungi, Ascomycota, Sordariomycetes, Magnaporthales, Pyriculariaceae. The transcript has 4 exons. Gene Ontology annotation, molecular function: transmembrane transporter activity.